Molecule: messenger RNA, 2254 nt
Organism: Hyposmocoma kahamanoa
Lineage: Eukaryota; Metazoa; Arthropoda; Insecta; Lepidoptera; Cosmopterigidae
Gene: MESK2
Product: protein NDRG3-like
Exons: 9
Coding region: 272-1357 (361 amino acids)
Biological process (GO): signal transduction
Cellular component (GO): cytoplasm
Source: RefSeq, a predicted model, not a curated record
AUUAAACAACGCAAGCGCCUUGAGUCCGUCGCGAAGUGAGCUCCAGAUCCACCGACAGCGAGGGAGGAGCGAGCGUAAUCAGUUCACUCCGACUAGAAGGUCUAGGAGUGUAGUCGUUAGCGCUGUGUAAAAUCAGCGCCUCGUGGCUUAUAUCUGUACGCCAGUCCUGAACGGUUAAAUUCGCGCACUCUCGGUAUCUUUCCCUUCAGUCAUUGACGCAGUGAAUAACACAAGCAGAAUAGACGACGCAGUGAAGAAGCCAUACUUCAAUAUGCCAUCUGUCAAUGCAGAAGAAACCGCCUUGCUGGGCAUGGACGAUAUCGAGUUGAAGAAUAUCCAGCUGCAAUUCCCAAGUGCGCGACGCUUCAGCGGCGAGGGCGGAUGCGCUGAGACGCGCGUGCGCACCGACCGCGGCGACAUCCUAGUCGCCGUGCAGGGCGACCGCGCCAAACCCGCCAUUAUCACCUACCACGACCUCGGUCUCAACUAUGUAUGCUUCCAACCGUUCUUCAACUUCGUGGACAUGCGGGCGUUGAUGGAAAACUUCUGUGUGUACCACGUGAACGCGCCCGGACAGGAGGAAGGCGCUGCAAGUCUACCUGAGGACUACGUUUACCCAACAAUGGACGAGUUGGCCAACCAGAUCAACUACGUGCUUGGCCACUUUGGAAUAAAAUCUUUCAUCGGCUUCGGCGUCGGCGCUGGCGCUAACAUCCUCGCACGGUUUGCUCUUGCACACCCUUCCAAGGUGGAUGCAGUAGCCUUGGUAAACUGCACAUCAAGCCAAGCCGGCUGGAUCGAGUGGGCCUACCAGAAGAUGAACACCCGCUCGCUGCGCUCGCGCGGAAUGACUCAAGCAGUACUUGACUACUUGAUGUGGCACCACUUCGGCCGGUUCCCAGAAGAGCGCAACCAGGACCUCACUCAAAUGUAUCGCAUGUACUUCACACGCCACGUGAACCCGACCAACCUGUCGCUGUUCAUUGAUUCGUACAUCCGGCGCACAGACCUGGGCAUAUCGCGCGACACCGAUACGAUUAAAGUGCCGGUGCUUAACAUUACUGGAGCUUUGUCCCCGCACGUUGAUGACACCGUGACCUUUAACGGGCGUCUGCACCCUUCGAACUCCACUUGGAUGAAGAUUUCCGACUGCGCUAUGGUACUCGAAGAGCAACCAGCUAAGAUCUCCGAGGCUUUCCGUCUCUUCCUACAGGGAGAAGGAUACGUCGCGCCUCUGUCGCCGACGAAGAUCGUCGCCUUCCGUCGGCUAUCGGACGACGAGCAGCGCCGUCCCUGUCGCCACUCUCCAGUCAUCCGCAUCACCGAAAACCCGAUCUCAGAGGCAGUGGUUUGCUAAGCUGGGAGCGCGACUUGCUCCCCGUGAGCUCCGCGACGCGCUAGCUUCCUGCGGCACUCGCUUCUACGCUACAUCCAUCCUACGCAUCAUAUGAGGACCGUGCUUACAGGGCGACGUUGACUUCGUGUAAAUGUACUCGUUUUGGGAAAGAGUACUAAAUAUAUCACGUAUUGCCAUAUUCUGACUAAGUAUCACGUCAAAUAAAAAAAUAACCAAAAAAAAAAUAGGUACCAACAUCUUUCCCCGGCGAUUGCUUUGAUUAUUACCCGAUGUCAACUUUGUCCUGUAAGGUGUUCUUGACACAUAAACUGUUGGUGGCUAUUUAGUUGAUUUCGCGCCAAUUCGCUUCUGGUGAGUUGCUAUGUGGUUUGAAAGUUUGAUCAAUGAUGAGUAUGCAUAAAACCGGAUCGGCACAUUCGACGUAUAAUUCUAUAUUCUAUUGUACGUGUUUAUUAUUGUAACAAUCAUGUUUUAGGAUAGUUGAUUUAAUAAAUAUAUUAAAUUAUAUUACUAGAUCAUUUAAAAAAUCAUCAUAUGUGUGUUUCUGCAUAAUAAUCAAAUAAGUUCAUGUCAUUUUAUCCAUAUUAUUCUGAUGAUCAUAAAUACGUAGUGAAAGACGAUGUUGUAGUAGGUUUAGAAAUAGUUAAGCUGUUCAAAUUAGCGACAAAUCACGAAUAGACACAUAAGAAUUUUAUCAGUUGUAUGUGAACAUAUUUAAUCCUUCUACUAAAUUUAGCACAUUUUACUUGUUAAAUAAAGAAUGUUUUCAUUUCCUUUUACAAUAAAUUGUGUCUAUAAAUUAUAACAUCGUGAAUGUAAUAUAAGCAGUUUAUAAAAUAUUUAUACGUAAUGUACCUUUGUGUAUGUGACGUGCAUGUAAAACCUGUUGUGGUAUUG